Messenger RNA from Penicillium expansum, 1050 nucleotides. RefSeq lists its product as uncharacterized. The transcript has 5 exons. NCBI's taxonomy places the organism in Eukaryota, Fungi, Ascomycota, Eurotiomycetes, Eurotiales, Aspergillaceae. Bases 1 to 1050 code for a protein of 349 amino acids. The record is from RefSeq and is a predicted model, not a curated record.
AUGACUAUCAAGAACGGAACAGAUGUCUUGUAUACUAUCAAUCUCGUGACACAAGCUAUCUGUAUUCCAAUUGUGACUGUCUUCGUGGCAUUACGAUUCUAUACCCGGUUUCGAUUUAAGCAAUCCCUAGGGGUUGAAGAUCUUGCCUGUACGAUUGCUUGGUUGCUGUUUAUAGGAUAUUGUGCGAUAUCUAUUGUCAUCGGUCAACAUGGCGGAGGAUACCCAAUUGCCGAACUCGACACUAAAGAUCAAAUCGCAUUCAAAAAAUUCUGCUACAUUGCGACCAUUCUCUACUGCCCGAUGGCCCUCUUCGUCAAAGUCGCCCUCCUAGCAAUUCUCACCCGAAUCUUCGCUCCCUUCCGCGGCAAAGUCUGGUUCAUCUAUAUCUUCCUCGGCUGCCUAUGCUGCUACUACACCGUCGCCCUGAUCGUUAAGAUUCGCAUUUGCGCCCCCAUCCCCAGGUACUGGCUCGGUGACCAGGUUCCGGGAAGCUGCCUGAACCAAACCGCCGCCCUCAUCGCCGACUCAGUGAUUAGUGUCGUCAGUGACCUCAUCAUCCUUAUUCUCCCAAUGCCAUUGACAUGGUCUUUACAAAUGUCGCGCAAUAAAAAGCUGCGCGUGAUAGGCCUGCUUAGCGCUGGUGGACUGGCCACUGGGUUCAGUCUUUACCGAUUGAUCCUGGUAUUGAAAGGUUCAGGUGAUGAGGGCCUCAUGUUCGUUCGUGUCAUCUUAUCAGGCAAUGCCGAGGCAGGUGUUGGAUUGAUCUGUGCCUGUCUACCUGUCCUCAACGUCAUGUUGGCCCAUUACAAGAAGAACCACUCGUCGCAGAAAUACUACCAGAACGGCUCGUCCCAUCCGCUGAGUGAUAGGAAAUCAGCCCCGGCUUCCAAUGUUGCUCCUGACUGGGACAAAGUGACGAACUUCGGUGACCAGAGCCAUCUAAUUUCAUUCGCCGGUCCCCCAGAGGCUGGCGACUCUGCGGAAUCUAUCCACAAUCAGGAUGGCAUCAGGAAAACGGUGGCUGUGUCACAGACUGUGGAGACACAUUAA